ACGUCACUUCCGAGGCUGGAGACAAAAUGGCGCCCGGACGGUGCCGGCGCUGAGGCCGCUCCCGGCGGGGCCGCAGGGCUCAUGUAAUCACAGGAGUUUCUUUGUUGUGAGUAUCUUUUCAGAGCACAACAGGAAUUCAAAAUGAAUCAGAACACAACUGAGUCUCCUGUCACUGUGGAGACCUUGGAUGAUGUACCUGAGCACGUGCUUAGGGGCCUUCCUGAGGAUGUGAGGCUCUUCCCAUCUGCUGUGGACAAGACACGGCUGGGUGUCUGGGCAACAAAAUCAAUUUUAAAAGGCAAGAAGUUUGGACCAUUUGUUGGUGACAAGAAAAAAAGAUCUCAAGUCAAGAGCAACGUGUACAUGUGGGAGGUGUAUUACCCCAACCUGGGCUGGAUGUGUGUGGAUGCAACGGACCCAGAGAAGGGCAACUGGCUCCGAUACAUCAACUGGGCACGUUCUGGCAAGGAGCAGAAUCUCUUUCCUCUGGAGAUCAACAGGACCAUAUACUACAAGAGCCUGAAGCCAAUCGCGGCGGGCGAGGAGCUGUUGGUGUGGUACAAUGGCGAGGACGACCCGGCCAUAGCGGCCGCGAUCGAGGAGGAGCGAGCGAGCGCCCGCAGCCGCCGGCACUCCCCGAAGGCCCGCAGAGGAAAGAAGAAGACUCAGGAAGGUAAAAACAAGGGAAAGAAGGCAGCAGAUACAAAACAGAAAAAGACUGAUUUGGAUUCUUCUUCUGCAGAUAUGAAGGAUUCUAAAGAGGGUCAUAAAGAGGAAGAUGAAACGCCUUCUGUUUCUGCUGUGCUGUCCCUGGAACAAACAGCUGUGAUUCAGGAAAUGGUAAAUCAAGAUGUGCUUCCAAAGUUGAUGAUCCCCAGUCCGACCAAUGAACCACAAGUGGUAACUGAAGACAAACAAGGAGAAGCAAUAAACUGUGCGUCAGAUGAUUUAGAUGACGAUGAAGAGGAGGAGGAUGAAGAAGAGGAAGAUGAGGAGGAGAUGGAAGACGCCAAUAUGCCUAAAGAAAAUGCUGAAAUGCCUUUGAUGUGCGAAGAAAAGUUGGACUCUCUGGAAGAACAAAAGAGCACGUCGGAGGAGUCGCCGGAAAACUCUCCAAAGAAAAAGCUGGUGGUGAAAAUCCCAAAAGCAAGAGGUGAAUCCAACGGUGACGUUCAGGAAACGUUCAUGUUUCCCUGUCAGCACUGUGAGAGGAAGUUCACAACAAAGCAAGGGCUCGAGCGCCACAUGCACAUCCACAUAUCCACCCUCAACCACGCCUUCAAGUGCCGGUACUGCGGGAAGGCCUUCGGCACCCAGAUUAACCGGCGAAGGCACGAGCGACGCCACGAGGCUGGGCCCAGACGGAAACCUUUCCUAACCCUGACGUCAUCACAACACCUGGAUAACGUUGCUGAUAACCAGGUAAUUGUGGAUGACGGUCUUAAAGACGACCCGAACGUUCCCGGCCUCGUGCAAGACUCCGUUGUCUUGGAUUCUGAGAAAGCUUCCCAAGAAACCUCCAACUCGACGUUCGCUGAGGAGAACAAGGAGCCCAAAGAAUUGCACCCGUGCAAAUACUGCAAGAAGGUGUUUGGAACUCACACCAACAUGAGGAGGCACCAGCGCAGGGUUCACGAGCGGCAUCUUAUUCCCAAAGGGGUGAGGAGAAAAGGAUUCUUCACCGAGGAGCCGCCGCUUCCCACGGAGCCGGCCCCCGCAGUGCAGAGUGUGUACAUAGCCAGCACUGAGAUCGAGGAGGAGGGGGAAGUAGAUGAUGUCUAUAUUAUGGAUAUUUCCAGCAAUAUCUCUGAGAAUUUAAAUUAUUACAUUGAUGGGAAAAUCCAGUCCAACAGCAGCACGAGCAAUUGCGAUGUGAUUCAGAUGGAGUCCAACUCUGCAGACCUGUAUGGGUUGAAUUGCAUCAUCAGUCCGGUCACGGUGGAAAUUUCCUCCAAUAUAAAGGUUACGCAAGCACAUGUGAGUGAACCUCCUAAGGAACCCUCUAGCAGUGGGAGCAACGAAUCCAAAAAGAGAAGAACUGCCAGCCCUCCUCUUGUACCAAAAAUAAAAACUGAAAUAGAGCCAGAACCUAUAACUCCUACAAGUUCUUUAAAUCUUCCUCUUAGCAUUUCAACAGAAGGCUUAUCUUUUCAUAAAGAAAAAGGGGUUUAUUUGUCAUCAAAAUUAAAGCAGCUUCUUCAGACCCAGGACAGUAAGACGAUAACUCCAUCAAAUGAAAUCCCUAAACUAGGACCUUCUGUUACAUCAUCACCUAUUUUGCCUCCAGUAUCCAGCAGGUUUAAAAGAAGGACCAGCUCUCCUCCCAGUUCUCCACAGCACAGUCCGGUGCUUCGAGACUUUGUCAAAUCAGCUGAGGGAAAAACUGUGUGGAACGAUAAUAUCCGGAGCUCAAAAAUGCCAAAGUUAGAAAGCCACAGCAGCAGCUCACCUGCUUGGAGCGUGACUGGAAGGGAGGACAAAGAGACUCUGAGCCCUCACUGCUUUGAAGAAUACAAAAUAUCAAAAGACUGGACAGCAGCUCCAACAUUUGGCAACGUGUGCAACCAGCAGCCACUGGAUUUAUCCAGCGGUGUGAAACAAAGGUCUGACGUCAAAAGUAAGACUCAGGUCCCCUGGGAGUCCGUUUUAGACUUGAGCGUGCAUAAGAAGCCCUGCAGCGACGCCGAAGCUCGGGAAUGCAAAGAAAAUUCCACUCAGCCAACGUGUAGUGGUGUUAAGAAGAAGAAACCAACCACGUGCAUGCUACAGAAGGUGCUGCUGAACGAGUACAACGGGACGGAGGCGGCCCCGGACGGCGCGCCGGGGUGAACAGCAGUGCCAGCCCCGGCAAAGCCGGAGCCUCAGGCAGAGCCCGACGUGGAUCCCGGGCUCUCGGCAUCCUCUCCCAGUGACGCUCAGCCCCUCAAUUCCUCCGCCUCCCCUGUGCCACAGGCACCCGCUGUACCCCCCGUGUGCCAGCUGCCCCCCUUGUUAACCCCCACUAACCCCCCGUCCCCGCCGCCCUGCCCGCCCGUGCUAACAGUCGCUACAUCGCCUCCUCCCCUGCUCCCAACCAUGCCCUUACCCAUUCCAGAUGUCUCUGCCAGUGCCACUAACACCUCCUCCUGUCCAUCACCGCUCUCCAACACUACUACCCAGUCCCCGCUACCGGUUCUUUCACCUACGGUUUCUCCUUCUCCAUCCCCUGUUCCUUCUGUUGAACCUCUUAUUUCUGCUGCCUCACCCGGCCCUCCUACACUCUCAUCCUCCUCUUCCUCCUCCUCUUCCUCCUCUUUCUCCUCCUCCUCGUCUUCAUCAUCUCCAUCUCCGCCUCCUCUUUCAGUAGUUUCUUCUGUUGUUUCCUCUGCUGAUAAUCUUGAAAGUUCUCUCCCAAUAAUAAAACAGGAAGAAGCUGAAAACGAGCAGCAGAAAGCAAGAGAAGAUCCUCACACUUCCAGUGACUCGGGAGUGGUGCAGGAAACCUUCAAUAAGAGCUUUGUGUGCAAUGUCUGCGAAUCCCCUUUUCUUUCCAUUAAAGACCUAACGAAGCAUUUGUCUGUUCAUGCUGAAGAAUGGCCCUUCAAAUGUGAAUUCUGUGUCCAGCUUUUCCGGGAUAAAACAGACUUGUCGGAACAUCGCUUUCUGCUCCACGGAGUGGGGAAUAUCUUUGUUUGCUCCGUCUGUAAAAAGGAAUUCGCUUUUUUGUGCAAUUUGCAGCAGCAUCAGCGGGAUCUCCAUCCAGACAAAGAGUGCACGCACCAUGAGUUUGAAAGUGGGACUUUGAGACCCCAGAAUUUUACUGAUCCCAGUAAAGCCAACGCGGAGCACAUGCAGAGCCUACCAGAAGAUUCCCUGGAACCUUCUAAAGAGGAGGAAGAUGAAGAUCUAAAUGAUUCCUCUGAAGAGCUUUAUACCACGAUAAAAAUAAUGGCUUCUGGCGUGAAAUCUAAAGAUCCAGAUGUUCGUAUGGGCCUCAAUCAACACUACCCGAGCUUUAAACCACCUCCCUUUCAGUAUCACCACCGCAAUCCCAUGGGCAUCGGAGUUACUGCCACGAACUUCACUACCCACAAUAUUCCUCAGACUUUUACUACUGCCAUUCGAUGCACAAAAUGUGGGAAAAGUGUGGAUAACAUGCCUGAGUUACACAAACACAUACUGGCCUGUGCCUCUGCCAGUGAUAAAAAGAGAUACACACCUAAAAAAAAUCCAGUGCCCCUCAAACAGACAGUGCAGCCUAAGAAUGGCAUGGUGGUUAUAGCUGGGCCUGGGAAGAACGCCUUCAGACGAAUGGGUCAGCCUAAAAGACUCAAUUUCAACGUUGAGAUUAGCAAAAUGUCCUCCAACAAACUAAAAAUAAGUGCAUUGAAAAAGAAAAACCAGCUUGUCCAGAAAGCUAUCCUGCAGAAAAAGAAAUCUGCCCAGCAGAAGGCGGAGAUGAAAAAUAAUCCAUCCGAGUCGGACCCUCACAUCUGCCCCUACUGCAGCAGGGAGUUCACCUACGUCGGCAGUUUGAACAAGCACGCCUCAUACAGCUGUCCCAAAAAACCCAUCUCUCCCUCCUCUAAAAAGAAUUCUUCCAAAAAGAGUGCGAGCUCCUCCCCUGCGAGCAGCGACAAGGGCGGCAACCAGCGCAGGCGAACGGCGGACGCGGAAAUCAAGAUGCAGAGCACUCAGCCCCACCUGGGCAAGACCCGAGCACGGACCUCGGGGCCGGCCCAGCUCCAGCUCCCCUCGGCCUCCUUCAAGUCCAAACAGAGCGUGAAAUUUGUCCCUUCCAUGCGCUCCAAAAAGCCAAACUCCUCUUCGUCCCUGAGGAACUCUAGCCCUGUGAGAGUGUCUAAAAUGUCCCACGUGGAUGGGAAAAAAACUAAGGUGGUCACUAAGAACAGCUCCUCCGGAAUGCCCAGCAAAGCGUCCCGCAAAUUGCACGUCAGAAUACAAAGGAAUAAUAAAGCUGUUCUGCCGAGUAAAUCCGCUGUGGCAAGUAAGAAAAAGGCAGACAGGUUCAGUGUAAAGUCUAGAGAGAGGAUUGGGGGACCCAUCACACGGAGCCUGCAGCAGGCAGCGAACGCAGAGGCAGCAGAAAACAAAAGAGAUGAAAGCAGUACAAAGCAAGAGCUAAAAGACUUCAGUUACAGGCUCCGGGUGGCCUCUAGAUGUCCCUCCUCCUCCUCGCAUAACCCCAGCGCCAGGCAAUGCAGGAAAGCCGGCUGCACCUCCUGCUCCAAGGAAUAGAGAGCCCUCGGCACAUCCCACCAAACCAGGAACUUCUGACCGGAAAAGGAGAGGUGAAAUAAUCCCUCCAGCAUUAUCCUCCCCUGCCUUUGCUCGGAUGAGGUGGGACAGACAACAGGGACAGCGGUUUCUUCUGCUGGAAGCACUCCAGUCAUUUCAUCCUUCCAAAGGAAAGAGCACAGAGCAGAUCCUGCCUUUUCUGGAGAGUGGUGAACUGU
Messenger RNA from Myiozetetes cayanensis, 5456 nucleotides. RefSeq names its product PR/SET domain 2 (gene PRDM2). Gene Ontology annotation, cellular component: nucleus. Lineage: Eukaryota; Metazoa; Chordata; Aves; Passeriformes; Tyrannidae. Gene Ontology annotation, biological process: regulation of transcription by RNA polymerase II. The record is from RefSeq and is a predicted model, not a curated record. Gene Ontology annotation, molecular function: histone methyltransferase activity; DNA-binding transcription factor activity, RNA polymerase II-specific; RNA polymerase II transcription regulatory region sequence-specific DNA binding.